Messenger RNA from Lobosporangium transversale, 690 nucleotides. RefSeq lists its product as hypothetical. The record is from RefSeq and is a predicted model, not a curated record. Bases 193 to 690 code for a protein of 165 amino acids. The transcript has a single exon. NCBI's taxonomy places the organism in Eukaryota, Fungi, Mortierellomycota, Mortierellomycetes, Mortierellales, Mortierellaceae.
UACAGCAAUAAAAAGAUUCUUCUCCUCUAACAACAUCUACUUUCCUCUUUUACCUUCUUUACAAAUAUAUUCUUUUAUUCUCCUCUUAUAUUGCCUUUUACUUUAGCUUCGUAAAAGACGCGUCUAUCUUGAAUCGCCCUGCGGUCACUCCAAACUAUAGAACACAACGACCAAAAACACAAACUUUCUACCAUGGCACACCUCACCCCAGCAUCGAUCUUGGCUUCCAUGAACAACGGAGCCGCCUGCACACCGUCUGAGCUCAUGAACUACCAUAACUGUAGCGGUAUGAGUCCUAUUGAGGAUUCGGACUCGGACUCCUCCUACUCAGGCUCUAGUUCUUCCUCACUCUCAAUGAACGUAAAUAGUGCUCCUACUGGGCUGGCUGCACAGAAUGGUCAACCUAUUACCUAUCACUAUUUUUGCAACUUCCCUACGUGCGAUUAUCAUAGUGCGAGAUCUGAUCCUGUCAAGCGCCACAGAGAUACACACUACCCAGAUUACAAGCCUUACAUCUGCAACUAUUGCCAGGCAAGCUCGGCUCGUCGAGACUCCACUCGUGAACACUGCUUGAAGCAACAUAAGGAUGAUUCCGAAAACGCCUUCCGAUAUGAUACCACGAUCCCAAAGCCUGAGGGCUGGAUCGCUUAUGAGCCUAAGCGAUCUCCAUGGCCACCAAUAAUGAUCUAA